Molecule: messenger RNA, 1423 nt
Organism: Cuscuta campestris
Lineage: Eukaryota; Viridiplantae; Streptophyta; Magnoliopsida; Solanales; Convolvulaceae
Source: the annotation of a GenBank genome assembly
CAGGAUUAGAUCAUCAUCAUCAGGUGUCCUUUGUCGUCACCAUUACAAUUUACAAGCCAGAGAUAGAGAUCUCACGAAGAAGAAAAUAGGGAUAAUCCCCAAACAGGGUUCUUCACAAUUCAUUCAUCUUCCCCUUGAGAUUUCAGAUUCGGAAAAAAGAAAAAAAAAGAUGAAAUUUUGCAAGAAAUACGAAGAGUACAUGGAGGGGCAAACGCAGAAGAAACUCCCCGGCGUUGGUUUCAAGAAACUCAAGAAAAUCUUGAAGAAGUGCAGCAGAGACAUUGAUUCCCAUGCCCGAUUUCAUGACCACAACAAUAAUUCUUCCUCUCCUCCUCCUCCCUGCAGCUCCACCUGCCCCAAUCAAUGCCCAGUAUGCGAUGGAACAUUUUUCCCUUCACUUGUGAAUGAGAUGUCUGCGGUGGUGUGGUGUUUCAACGAACGUGCUCAAAAGUUGCUCGAUUGGCAUCUAGCAUCCAGUUUCAACAAGUGUUUCAUCUGGUUUAAAGGCAGAGUUCAUCACACUAACCAUGGUGCUUUGAUCCAAGAAGGAAAGGACUUGGUCACAUAUGCUAUAAUCAAUGCCAUCGCGAUGCGCAAGAUUCUCAAGAAAUAUGACAAAAUUCACUACUCCAAGCAUGGGCAGGCGUUCAAAACGCAAGCCCGGAGUAUGCACAUAGAGAUACUUCAGUCGCCGUGGCUGUGUGAGCUCAUGGCUUUCCAUAUCAACAUGAGAGAGCUGAAAGGGAAAAAUCAUACGAAGAAACCGGUUUCCCUCUUCGAGGGGUGCUCAUUGGCAUUCAAAGAUGGAAAACCUUCUCUUUCGUGUGAGCUCUCCGAUUCGAUCAAGCUUGAUCUAGACCUGACAUGUUCUAUAUGCUUGGAUACAGUGUUUGAUCCGGUCUCCUUAACUUGUGGUCAUAUCUUCUGCUACAUGUGUGCUUGCAAGGCUGCAUCAGUGACCAUAGUGGAUGGGCUCAAGGCAUCAACCCCUUCCCACAAAUGUGCUCUUUGCCGCGAGGAAGGCGUGUACGGAGGAGCAGUUCAUCUUGACGAGCUGAAUAUCCUAUUGAGCCGAAGUUGUCCCGAUUACUGGGAAGAACGAAUUCAAUGCGAGCGAGUAGAAAGGGUUAAACAAGCAAAGGAGCACUGGGAAUCUCAAUGCAGAGCUUUCAUGGGAGUUUAAUUGUUGAAGUAAACUAAUCUAAAAAAAAGGAUGAACUACCCAAUUAUGUGAGAUGAAGUUAUUUAAACUAGAUUCUUAGUAUGACAAAUAAAGAGUGAAAUUUGUUUCUCGUAGAGCCAUUGUCAGAAAUUGAACCUGGACAUUACCCCUUUUGCCCCUGGCACUAUUUUAUUUUUUUCUGUUUCAAUAUUUUGUAUUUUGGAUCUACUUGGCGUUUGCAAAUAAUUUGAACUCAAUCUG